Messenger RNA from Cucurbita maxima (winter squash), 717 nucleotides. Its product is annotated as organelle RRM domain-containing protein 2, mitochondrial. Lineage: Eukaryota; Viridiplantae; Streptophyta; Magnoliopsida; Cucurbitales; Cucurbitaceae. The record is from RefSeq and is a predicted model, not a curated record. Gene Ontology annotation, molecular function: RNA binding. The transcript has 3 exons. The coding region runs from base 95 to 535 and encodes 146 amino acids.
CAUCGUGUCCGGGGGAGGCCAAAAACCCUAACCCCUGAAUAUCAUCUCUGUUGUAGCGUGGUUUUUCUCUUUUCUCAUCGGCCGAUCAAAUCAGAUGGCUUUCUUCUCCACUGUGAGGCGCGUUCUUAACGGUUCUUCCUCUUCUUCUUCCGUUCUCCGAUCACAAUGGACUUCUUUUCGUCUCAGCUCAACUCUCACAUCGCCUAAGCUCUUCAUCAGUGGUCUUUCAAGAUUAACAACAGAUGAGAAGCUCCAGGAAGCCUUUACUUCCUUUGGUCAGCUUGUAGAAGCAAAAGUUAUAACCGAUAGGGCAACGGGAAGAUCAAAAGGGUUCGGGUUUGUAACGUACAGUACAAUAGAAGAGGCUGAGAAAGCAAGAGAAGGAAUGAAUGCCAAGUUUCUGGAUGGAUGGGUUAUUUUUGUUGAUCCUGCCAAACCCAGGGAGCCUAGGCCGCCGCCUCCUCCACAGCCUCAAUCUGCUGAGACCUCUGAAUUUGGUAUCAGGACAAACAAGACAAUUGGUUGGUGUGGUUGAUUGAUUGCUUGCAAAAUCUAUAUGAAACUUCAUAUGAUUUUGGUUAUUUUUUCAUAUUGUUCAUCAUCCAUGGGUACUAUAGUAUGGAUAAGUUUCAUGAGACAAUACCUUAGGAGCCUGAAAAGGGUAAAUUUUUGUCAUAUGUAUGGAUUCAGAAAGAGGGGAAAGGAGCUUUUCAUUAA